This is a messenger RNA of Phymastichus coffea, 2684 nucleotides long. Its product is annotated as putative sodium-dependent multivitamin transporter. Gene Ontology annotation, cellular component: membrane. Gene Ontology annotation, biological process: transmembrane transport; sodium ion transport. The transcript is spliced from 7 exons. The record is from RefSeq and is a predicted model, not a curated record. Gene Ontology annotation, molecular function: symporter activity. The coding region runs from base 343 to 2082 and encodes 579 amino acids. Lineage: Eukaryota; Metazoa; Arthropoda; Insecta; Hymenoptera; Eulophidae.
GGCUGGGCUUCCGCUUUUCCACGGGCCCACGACGCCCGGCGCGCGCGGAUCUUCGAUUGGACGGCCGAAGUGCAUAGCGGACGCGCUCCCGAAAAAAAGAACGACGCAGGCUUGGGCGCGCUCGCCGCCUCGACGUCAGAACGCGUGAUCCUGCAGCGCCCGACAGCGCGCCGGCUUCAGUCGGCUUUUCGGCGACCGAACGGACGUGUCGCGCUCCUUCGGCCACGGAGACGCGAUAGACGCGCCGCGCGCCAAUAAGAGGCGAGGCAUCGUUGCGAGCAGCUUUGAAUCGGCGCGCCCCAUCCAGCAGUCGCCGCAGUCGCCGCAGUCGCCGCAGUCGCGAUGGACACGGAGCAGGCCCGGCUCGGCUGGGCGGACUACACGGUGAUCGCGCUGACGAUGGGCGUCAGCGCGGGCGUCGGCGUGUUCUACCGGUUCUCGGGCGGCCGGCAGCGCACCACUCGGGAGUACUUCUCGGCGGACAACUCGAUGGGCGUGCCGACGGUGGCGGUGGCGCUGAUGGUCUCCUUCAUGUCGGCGAUCACGCUGCUGGGCCUGUCGACGGAGAGCUACACCUACGGCGCCCAGUUCGCCGCCAUCAACCUGGCCUACGUGAUCGGCACGCCCGUGAUCAGCUACUGCUACGCGCCGGUGUUCUUCAACCUGGGCGCCGUGAGCGCCUACGAGUACCUGGAGCGGCGCUUCGGGCGCGCGGCACGCCUGGCCGCCAGCUUCGCCUCCUGGCUGCAGCUGCUGCUCUACUGCGGCGUGGUGCUGUACGCGCCCGCGCUGGCCCUCGAGGCGACCACCGGGCUGCCCGGCGACUGGAGCGUGGUGGCGGUCGGCCUGGUCUGCACCUUCUACUCGUGCGUGGGCGGCAUCAAGGCCGUGCUCGUCACCGACCUCUUCCAGGCCCUGCUCAUGUUCGCCUCGCUGCUGGUCGUGGUGGCGGGCGCCGCGCAGCGCGUGGGCGGCCUCGGCGCCAUCCUGCGCAUCGCCGCCGAGAACGGCCGCGUGCAGUUCGACAGCUUCUCGCCGGACCCGACGGUGCGCCACACCUGGUGGGGCCUGCUGCUCGGCGGCCUGUUCAUCUACGUGUCGGUGUUCGGGGUGAACCAGGUGCAGGUGCAGCGCAUGAUGACGCUGCGCGACGCGGCCGCGGCGCGCCGGGCCUUCCUCCUCAACCUGCCCUUCCUCUGCGGCCUCUCGCUGCUCACCUGCUUCAGCGGCCUCGCCAUCUACAGCUACUACUACGACUGCGACCCGCUGCUCGCCGGCAGGAUCGACACGCCCGACAUGCUCAUGCCGCGCUACGUGAUGGACUCGCUGUCGCACCUGCCCGGCGUGGCGGGCCUCUUCGUCGCCGGCAUACUCAGCGCCAGCCUCAGCACCAUGUCCGCCGGCCUCAACUCGCUCGCGGUGAUCACGCUCGAGGACUACGCCAAGCCGGCCUUCCUGAGCUGCGCGGGCAGGCCGCUGUCGGAGACCCGCUCGCUCGCCCUUGGCAAGCUGCUGACGCUCCUCUACGGGCUCGCCUGCCUCGCGCUCGCCUUCGGGGCCAAGCUGCUGGGCGGCGUGCUCCAGGCGAGCCUCACCAUCUUCGGCGCCGUCGGCGGUCCUCUGCUCGGCGUCUUCACCCUCGGCAUGCUGCUGGAGCGCGCCGACCAGACCGGCGCCGUCGUCGGACUGCUCGCCUCGCUGGCGUUCACGCUCUGGAUGGCGUUCGGCCAGCCCAAGCCCCUGCCGCUCAAGCUGCCGCUGUCCGUCGAGGGCUGCGACGCGCAGUUCCUCGCCCCGGAGGUCCUGCGCGCCGCCUCGCGCCACUCUCCGGUGAACGACGAGGACCAGUCGCAGUACUUCUACCUGUACCGGAUAUCGUACGUCUGGUACGGCGCGAUUGGCUUCGCGGUGACCAUCCUCGUCGGCAUCGUCGUCAGCCUGCUGAGCAGAGCGACGCGCGGAGACGACGUCGACGAGGAAGAGCUGGAUCCGAACUUGUUCUUCCCCAUCGUUGCGAGGCGCAUCCGACGACGAAGGACCCGCCACCUCAAGACGGCGGAGCUCAACGAGCGAAGUCACUGAUCAGCGUUCGUUGCGGUCACUUCUGCCUUUUAUUUUGCCGAUUCGUAUUUACAACAGCUCGACGAUGCGAAUUCCUCGCGGAAAUGAUAUUGAAGAUCGAAACGGAUUUUUCCAAAAGUACCUAUUGCCUUUGACAAUCGUGUUGUUCGUUGAUCAGAAUGAAAAAAAAAGUUAUAUAUAUAUAUCUACGACACUUGUACUCAGCAUAUUGCUAUAAAUACACUUUUUUAAAUCUCACGCAUGCUAUGAGAUGCUUUAUCGCGAGUUUGAUGAAAAUAUAAAUCAUUGUAUCUCAUUGGAAAUUGUCCUGCGUUUCAAAUUUUUAACGGUAUAUCUCGUACUCUCAAUUUGUAAAAUAACAACCGUCUUUCAUCUUUUGCUAAACAUAGACGCUUCAAGAAAGAAAAAGCAUGCCUGCACAUUUAUUGGCUGUAAACAAACUGCACGAAACAAAUAAAAGAAACCGUUUCUUUCACAGCUCACUCGAACUGAAUUCGCUCAUCUUAGUUCAUUUUCUCCUCGACAAAGCAAAUCUUAACCGUCACAUUACAAACUCCAAAUAAAAAAAUAAAUCAGCGAUUGGCAGCACAAGAUAUCCAAAG